Molecule: messenger RNA, 786 nt
Organism: Ilex paraguariensis (yerba mate)
Lineage: Eukaryota; Viridiplantae; Streptophyta; Magnoliopsida; Aquifoliales; Aquifoliaceae
Source: the annotation of a GenBank genome assembly
CAAACACUAUCGACGCGAAGCUAGCGUUUUCUACGCUAUAAAUAGCCCGGAGCAGAGAGCUAGGGUUUUUGAUAGUCUGUAUUCCCGCAGCCGCUUUUUAUCCACUACUCUCGCGAGCCCAACCAUGACUAAGAGGACGAAAAAGGCUGGUAUUGUUGGGAAGUAUGGUACCCGUUAUGGGGCUAGUCUGCGAAAGCAGAUUAAGAAGAUGGAGGUUAGUCAGCAUAGCAAGUACUUCUGUGAAUUUUGCGGAAAGUAUGCGGUGAAGAGAAAGGCAGUGGGUAUUUGGGGCUGCAAGGAUUGUGGCAAAGUCAAAGCAGGCGGAGCUUAUACAUUGAACACUGCUAGUGCUGUGACAGUUAGGAGCACCAUUCGGAGGCUGAGGGAGCAAACUGAGAGUUGAGCUGGCAGUGGUCCUUCAUAUGUUGAUUUUGAUACAUGUUUACUAAGUGUUGAAAUUAGACUUUGGCUACUUUCAGUAUCAUUUAAGAAUUUUGAAGAAUCACUUAUUAUAGUUGGGACACAAUGGAAAUUGUUGGACCAGAGUCGUCGUUUGAAACAAUUAUUACAAUUCUCUCAUGUGUGAUACGAAUUUGUAAUUGCUUUGAUUUUUGGUUUAUCAGCUGCUACUUUUGUUCUUUUUAUUGUCUGUGAUAUAACUUGAAGUUAUUGUGCAUGGUAUGUCUUCAAAGGUGGGUUCUUGAUUUCACCUUAUAACAGGAACUUCACUAAUUACGAUUUUUGGCCAGAGUUUCUUGAUUCUGUAAUUGCUUGAAUUGGUUUCUU